UUUCCGGUGGUGGUUGGAGUGUCCUCUUCAUCUACAAAGCUGCAUUAUACGUCCAACACUCAGAAAAAAACAUUCAACCAAAUCUUCACUGCUGCACCAAAAAACAAGCCGACCUCCUCUGGCUGACACAAGCCUGGCUGACUUUGAACUAAGUCAGGGUUAUUUUUAUUUUUUCAAGGCGGGAAAAGAACAAAUAAGUUGCUUUCACUUUUCAUUCAGCUCGAAAUUUGCAGAUCUCAUUUCCGUGGAAGUGGAAGAACAGGCGAGCUGCUGGAGACGGAGCGGAGUUUGGCAUCUCUUGAGGCACCACAUAGGGGAGGAUGGCACGGACUGUGCGAGAUGAAUUGCUUACCGCCUUGGAGGAUCUGGGUGAGGAGAGCUUCGAGAAGUUCUGUGCCAAAAUAAGAGACUGGGAAAUCAAGGAGGGCUACACAAAGAUUCGCAAGAGAAAACUAGAGAAGGCAAAACCUCUUGACGUAGUGGAUGUGAUAUUGAGUCACUACACAGCUCCUUAUGGACCCGAAUUGACGGUGGAGGUUCUAGACGCCAUCGAUGAGAAGGAUGUGGCCUUGGCCCUUAAGAAGGCGCUGGAGAAAGUGGAAGGUUUUACGGGGGGAAAGAAGCCCAAGGAGGAACCACCAUCUACUUCAGAGGUGAAAGAGAGAAAGAGCAAGAACCCCAAUGAGGAAUCACCAUCUACUUCAGAGGUGAAAGAGAGAAAGAAGCCCAAUGAGGAUCCACCAUCUGAUCCAUUUGGUUUCUUGUACAGCGCUUUGCGUAUGAACAUGAACAGUCUCUGAUAGCCCGCUGUGCUCUGGUGGAACCCAUCCUGGAUAGUCUCAAAACUAAAGGUCUGCUAAUAGACGAACAAUACGACACCAUACGAAAUAAAAGACUUCCCCAGGAGAAGAUGAGGGGGCUCUACAGGAAUAUCAGGGGGUUUUCUAAAUCUGACAAGGAUACUCUCUAUGAAAUAUUAAAGAAACAUAAUGGUCCUUUGAUCAAAGAUCUGGAGAAUCCCUAAACUAUUUUUGAAGAUUACAUUACAAAUGUAACACCAUCUACAGGGAUUUUUAAAGGAUAUUUAAACCCAAGAAGAAAAAUGUCAUAUAUUUCAGCUUACCAGUCUGUAGAUGGGGUGGCUGCUAGUUUCCUUUUUCAGGCUAAGAACAUUUUCUGCAAGUACAGAAAAAUACCUACUGAUUCUGCCAUAAAAAAUAGUGUCCUUGUAACUUCCUCUCAAAUAAUGUUAUCACCCUCCCCAGUUAUCUUCUGUGAUUUACAGCACAUUUCUUCCUAGGUACUGGAGAUGAGAAAAGGGGGUCGGGGAUGUUGUAGCCUUAUGCCGCGUACACACGAUCGGAUUUUACGUCGGAAAAACCUUGGAUGUUUAUAACGACGGAAUUCUGCUC
Messenger RNA from Rana temporaria (common frog), 1412 nucleotides. RefSeq names its product apoptosis-associated speck-like protein containing a CARD. The record is from RefSeq and is a predicted model, not a curated record. The coding region runs from base 321 to 800 and encodes 159 amino acids. NCBI's taxonomy places the organism in Eukaryota, Metazoa, Chordata, Amphibia, Anura, Ranidae. The transcript has 5 exons.